Molecule: messenger RNA, 2125 nt
Organism: Malania oleifera
Lineage: Eukaryota; Viridiplantae; Streptophyta; Magnoliopsida; Santalales; Ximeniaceae
Exons: 3
Coding region: 54-1739 (561 amino acids)
Source: RefSeq, a predicted model, not a curated record
UUAUUCUCAUUCGCUCAUUCGGAAAAAGCAUUCAUGGGAAAAGCUCAUCACAAAUGCAAGCUGCAAUCCAUUGUCAGAAUCUCUGUCUCUGUGUCUGUGUAUAUACAGACAUUAUAGUUGAAAAACCCCCCAUUAUUCCUCUUCUCUGUUUCUUGAACGGAGCACCCACCGUGAGAGCUUCAAUGGGGAGGAGCUACUGCUUUUUCAUGUUAUUUUUCAUUGCAGAUGGCUUUGCAUUCCUCAGUGUUUCUUCUGCAGAAGGGAAAAAAUAUGUCUCAGCAGUGGGAGACCCAGGAAUGACAAGGGACGAGCUGAGAGUAGCCUUUGAAGCAUGGAACUUCUGCAAUGAAGUUGGCCAGGAAGCUCCUAAAAUGGGGAGUCCCAGAGCAGCUGAUUGUUUUGAUCUCAAGAAAAAUAAAAGGAUCGGAGCUUCUCUGCAGCACAGAGUGACAGAAAAAGACAAUAAGCUUGGGGUGGGAGAACCAUUCAGGGGUUUAAGCCCAAAAGCUAGACACAGCCCAGACCUGUAUGCAGUAGAGAAGGAGAUAUAUCUGGGUUCUUUGUGUGAAGUUCCAGAUAAACCAAAACCAUGGCAGUUUUGGAUGAUUAUGCUGAAGAAUGGCAACUAUGAUUCAAAAUCUGGGUUGUGCCCUAAAAAUGGAAAAAGGGUAGCACCUUUUAGGUCAAAAAAUUUUCCAUGCCCUAAAAGGGGGUGUAUGAAUCAACCAGCCCUGCAUCAUGAAAGGACAAGUUUGUCAAAGAAUGGAGAACUGAGGGGAAGCUUCAGUGGGACUUAUGAUCUUGGUUCUCCUCUUAGUCGGUACAGGGUUGGCAAUAUGUCUUUCUUUGAGGUGAUUUGGCAGAAAAAACUUGGAACUGGGAGUUGGGAUUUUACUCAUAAGCUCAAAACUUCAAGGUCUUAUCCAUGGCUGAUGCUGUACCUCAGAGCUGAUGCAACCAGAGGCUACUCUGGAGGGUACCACUCUGAUACAAGAGGAAUGCUCAAAUCUCUUCCAGAAUCUCCAAACUUCAUAGUAAGAUUGACUCUGGAGGUGAAGAGUGGGGGUGGACCCAAGAGCCAGUUCUACCUGAUCGAUAUGGGGAGCUGCUGGAAGAACAAUGGCUCUCCUUGUAAUGGAGAUGUGCUCACUGAUGUAACCCGAUACAGCGAGAUGAUCAUCAACCCUGAAACUCCCUCUUUGUGCAGCCCCUCAAGCCUGAUUAACUGCCCACCAUACCAUGUCACUCCAAACAACAAAAAGAUACACAGAACCGAUACUCAAAACUUCCCAUAUGGAGCCUAUCACUAUUACUGUGCUCCCGGGAAUGCCCGAUACUUGGAGCAACCCUUCAGCAUUUGUGAUCCCUACAGCAACCCUCAGGCACAAGAGCUGCUGCAGUUGCUGCCUCACCCCACAUGGGGUGCAUAUGGCUGCCCUACCCGAAAAAAUCAAGGUUGGGUUGGGGACGCUAAAUCAUGGGAGCUCAAUAUUGGGGGACUUUCUAGCAGACUAUACUUCUAUCAGGUCAUUAACUUAAUUACCCAUAAAGGCUCAUUACGAGUUCAUUUGAUCAAUAGUAGUUUGUUCAAUCCAAUCGACUUGCUUCUUCUUUUAAAUGGUUUAAACUCUACAGAGCUCCAUGAAAGUGCAACUCUGAAGGAUCUUGAUCUAAUAUUUACCUUGCUUGCUAGCAGGAUCCAGGUACUCCUCCAGCUAAAAGAAUUUGGACAUCUCUAGACGUGGGAACCGAAGUUUUUAUUAGCAAAAAAGACGAAAUGGCAGAGUGGACUGUCAGCCACUUUGAUGUUCUUCAUACAAUCCCACAUCCAUAGUUCAAGUGCAUUCCUUCUUUUUUUUGUUAAAACCUGCCCAUUUUAAAUUUUCCAAGUUAAUCAAAAGGGUGGAAAGAAGAAUCAAAAGACCCAUUUAAAAUUUCCUGAGUUGGCGGUAAGGGUAGAAAGGAAAAAUCAGAAGAGAUAGCUUAGGUGAAGAUUGGGAUUAAGGAAGCUAAGAACAAGCCCAGAAGGGCAGAGCUUCCCUAUCCUUGCAUUUUACAGAACAGUCGUUGUAAUGUCUGAUUUUUCUCAUUGUUAUAAUAGGAUCAAAGGAUCUUCAGAGUUGAA